AUGGCAUGUGCUACAGUGUGCUGGAACACGGAGCUGCCCGUCAUGUCUCCCUACCCUUCUGAUUCACUAACUAUACAGCCACCUACCCAGGGUGGACAAACAGUUUUCAAACAGCAGUACUCUUUGGAAGGGAAACUGGCUCCGAUAUACAGCAGCAGCAGUAGUGCUUGGAAGGACUGGCUCAAUCACAGCAAACAAAGCAGUAGGUCUUUGGAAGACUGGCUCGGAUCAUACAGCAAUAGCAGUAGGUCUUUGGAAGACUGGUCCGAUUCUAACAGCCAACCAGCAGUAGGUCUUUGGAAGACUGACUCCGAAUCUACAGCAAACAGCAGUAGGUCUUUGGAAGACUGGCUCGAUCUACAGCAACAGCAACCCAAUAGUCUUCCUAAAAUACCUCAAAAUCAGCCCAAUGGUCAUUUCAAGUUACCUCAUAAUCAGCCCAAUGGUCUUAUUAAAUUACCUCGUAAUCAGCCCAAUGGUCUUCUUAAAUUACCUCAUAAUCAGCCCGACGGUCAUCUUAAAUUACCUCGUAAUCAGCCCAGUGGUCUUCUUAGAUUACCUCGUAAUCAGACCAAUGGUCUUCUUAAAUUACCUCGUAAUCAGACCAAUGGUCUUCUUAAAUUACCUCGUAAUCAGAUCAAUGGUCUUCUUAAAUUACCUCAUAAUCAGCCCGACGGUCAUCUUAAAUUACCUCGUAAUCAGCCCAGUGGUCUUCUUAAAUUACCUAGUAAUCAGACCAAUGGUCUUCUUAAAUUACCUCAUAAUCAGCCCGACGGUCAUCUUAAAUUACCUCGUAAUCAGUCCGACGGUCAUCUUAAAUUACCUCAUAAUCAGCCCGACGGUCAUCUUAAAUUACCUCAUAAUCAGCCCGACGGUCAUCUCAAAUUACCUCGUAAUCAGCCCAGUGGUCUUCUUAAAUUACCUCGUAAUCAGCCCGACGGUCUUCUUAAAUUACCUCAUAAUGAGCCCAAUGGCCUUCUUAAAUUAAGUCAUAAUUAG
This is a messenger RNA of Macrobrachium nipponense, 999 nucleotides long. RefSeq lists its product as uncharacterized. The transcript has 3 exons. Lineage: Eukaryota; Metazoa; Arthropoda; Malacostraca; Decapoda; Palaemonidae. The record is from RefSeq and is a predicted model, not a curated record. Bases 1 to 999 code for a protein of 332 amino acids.